Molecule: messenger RNA, 1798 nt
Organism: Jatropha curcas
Lineage: Eukaryota; Viridiplantae; Streptophyta; Magnoliopsida; Malpighiales; Euphorbiaceae
Product: pentatricopeptide repeat-containing protein At5g66520
Biological process (GO): RNA modification
Molecular function (GO): RNA binding; protein binding
Source: RefSeq, a predicted model, not a curated record
UCGAAUAUUUUUGCAAACUUGCUAAUGGCGGCGGCCAGCAAAAAAUUUACGUCCGUCAGUCCGUGGCUAUAGCGUACGCUUUAGUUGUUUUUGAAAUUUGAAAAAACAGCGAUGAUACCUUAUUCUCAGUUCAACGCCAUAGCAAACAGAAUCAUUCAUCUUUUGAACAAUUGCAUUUCUCAGUCUCACAUCCACCAAAUACAAGCUCAGAUCAUCCUCCAUAAGCUCCAUUUCAACACCACCAUUGCCCUCGAUUUCAUCACUGCCUGCCAAUACCAUAAUUUAUCCCUCUUGCACUCUUCUCUCCCUCUCUUCUUCACCCACCACACUAAACCCCAUGUUUUCACUUGCAACACUCUUAUAAAAGCCUUCUCUCACUCUCAAUGUCCUGAUAUUCCUUCGUCGAUAUAUAUUUACAUGAACAACAAUUCUAUUCCUCCUAAUAAUUACACCUUUCCUUUCCUUCUCAAGUCCUUGUCUGACUUUAAGGAUUUCAACCAAGGCCAAUGCGUACAUACCCAUGUUAUAAAGUUAGGUCAGUUAAAUGAUAUUUAUGUUCAGAACUCUUUGUUAAAUGUUUAUGCGUCAUGCGGUCGAGUGGCUCUUUGUCGGAAACUGUUUGAUGAAAUGCCUGAAAGAGAUGUUGUUUCGUGGACUGUUUUAAUCAUGGGAUACAGGGAUGCUCUGAACUAUGCUGACGCGUUGAUUGCUUUUGAGCAAAUGCAAUAUGAAGGUGUAGUGCCUAAUCGUGUUACGAUAGUGAAUGUGUUAGGGGCAUGUGCAAGUCUUGGAGCCAUUGAAAUGGGUGUUUGGAUACAUGAUUUUAUAAGGAAAAAUGGAUGGGAAUUAGAUGUGAUUCUAGGGACCUCGUUGAUUGAUAUGUAUGUGAAAUGUGGCAGAAUCCAUGAGGGUUUAAAUGUGUUCAAAAGCAUGAAAGAGAAGAACAUUUUCACAUGGAAUUCAGUUAUUAAUGGACUAGCAUUUGCAAAAUGUGGAAAGGAGGCUGUUCUGUUUUUCAAAAGGAUGGAGCAAGAAGGUGUAAACCUAGAUGAAGUCACUUUGGUGAAUGUUCUUAGUGCUUGUAGUCACUCAGGUUUGGUUGAUACGGGCCAACAUAUAUUUAGUUCAUUGGUCGUUGGGAAGUAUGGAUUUUCACCAAAUGCUAAGCACUAUGCUUGUAUGGUUGAUCUCUUUGCUCGUGCUGGGCAUCUUGAUUAUGCUUUCAAAAUCAUCAAAGAAAUUCCUUUCGAGCCUACAAAGUCUAUGUGGGGAUCAUUGUUGACUGGCUGUAGAGUCCAUAGAAAUUUAGAAUUAAGUGAAUUUGCUGCUAGGAAACUUGUCGAAUUGGAACCAGGUAAUAGUGCUCAUUAUGUAGUUCUGUCUAAUUUGUAUUCAGAGAUGGGAAGAUGGUCUGAUGCUGCAGAAAUAAGAGAGCUAAUGAAGGAGAAGGGACUUAAGAAGGACUCGGGCUCUAGUUCUGUGGAAUCCAAUCUGAAGGAUACAAUUAUGAUUUGUUAGUACAACAUGUUUCAUUGUGUUUGAAUGCACUAAACGAGUUAUCCCUUAUGUUGAGUGGGGAUAUUUGUGUUGUUUGAUAGGACCAUAUAUGCAUAUCAAGUGUGAUCAUAAUUAAAUUUGAACCACCAAAGCUAAGAAUUAUUGUGGUAGAGUUCUUCUUCUUCGCCCCUUCUUGGGCGUAGGACGGGGGUUGUUCGAACUGGGAACAAGUAGACAAUAAUUUUGGUCAAAAUAUACCUUUUUUGUAAGAAAUGAAAAUGCAAAUGGCAUACGCCAGAAA